Grus americana (Whooping crane) is the source of this 10981-nucleotide messenger RNA. RefSeq names its product nuclear receptor subfamily 3 group C member 2 (gene NR3C2). Bases 717 to 3674 code for a protein of 985 amino acids. The record is from RefSeq and is a predicted model, not a curated record. Gene Ontology annotation, biological process: regulation of DNA-templated transcription. Gene Ontology annotation, molecular function: sequence-specific DNA binding; zinc ion binding; DNA-binding transcription factor activity. NCBI's taxonomy places the organism in Eukaryota, Metazoa, Chordata, Aves, Gruiformes, Gruidae. The transcript is spliced from 8 exons.
GCAGAAACGUUUCCCAUUCAACUUUUUCAUUACUUUCCCCCCCUCUCAGCCCAUCGUUCGUGCCUCUUCCAGUGGCUGUACAAGCAGUUUGUAUAGCUGUGAAGCGGCAAGUCAGCGCCUGGCCCCGCAGAACCGCUGCUUCCUUCUGAAGCAUCCUGCGUUAUGCUGGAUGGUGAAGGGAAACCCUCUUAGCACACCAGCCUCCCUCGCUUUGCUGUCCCUGUGGCAUGGCAGUGGAAGGUCCUUGGAGGAGCAGAGCUGUGCUGAGCAGUUUGCACGGGGUUUAUGUCCUGCCUACCACCACCAUGUCCUCCUUUCAGGACCUCUCUGGUUCCCCUCCGUCCUUGCUGACCUCUUCCCUUUUUUUGCUCACCAGCCACGGGGCUGCGGCCAGUGAGGGUGGGCAGUUGUUGUGCUGACGUUUCCGAGCCAUUCCUUUUGGGGCAGGGAACGAUAAUUUAGGUCUUCUCUAAUUGCUGACUGGUUUUCUCUCAGAACCCAUAGGGCUGUCAUAUCCGUGAGACCUUUUCCCUCGGUUUGAUUGAAAUUGGACAAAUGGUUGAGAGGUGAUGGAUGGGGCAGGGAAACGGGACUGGCAGGCUGAUAGAGAGGAGGAUAGACAGAGUGAGCGGAUACGCCUUGUUUCCUUAGGAAAUUAGGAAAUUUCCUUAGGAAGUCACACUGUCCUGUCAUUUAUUAAUUUUACUUUUUUGUAUAUGUCUUUGCUAGUUAUGGAGACAAAAGGAUACCACAGCUACCCAGAAGGCUUAGAUAUGGAGAGACGGUGGGGUCAAGUUUCUCAGUCUGUGGAGUAUUCUUCUAUAGGUGCUGGAGAGCAGACUGAUGACAGUAACUAUAUGGAGAUUGUAAACGUAAGCUGUGCUGCCAGCGCUUUUGCCAACAGCAGCGCUCAAGGAAACAGCAAAGAAAAACCUGAGCUACUCUCCUGCCUGCAGCAAGACAGCAGUCAGCCUGGUCUUCUGCCCUCUGACAUCAAAACCGAAACAGAGUCAAAGGAGCUGUCAGCCACGGUGGCCGAAUCCAUGGGUUUAUAUAUGGAUUCGAUCCGAGACGCCGAUUACCCCUACGAUCAGCAGAACCAGGGGAGCCCAGGAAAGAUCUACCAGAACGUGGAGCAGCUGGUGAAGCUCUACAAGGAGAACGGCCAUUGCUCUUCUCCCCUCCACAGCGCCAGCAGGCCCUUGAGGUCUUUGAUGUCGGACUCCGGGAGCGCUGUGAACGGUGGUGCCAUGCACGCUAUCGUCAAAAGCCCGAUCAUGUGUCAAGAAAAAAGCCCUUCGGGGUGCAGCCCUCAGAACAUGGUUUCCUCGGUGUGUAGUCCUGCUGGAGUUAACUCUGUGUCCUCAACUACUGCUAACUUUGGGAACUUUGCCGUGCACAGCCCCAUCGGCCAGGGAACCCCUUUGUCGCGCUCGCCGAAUGUUGAAAACCGAGGGUCUAUGUUGCACAGUCCCGCGCACGUUAGCAACGUCGGGUCUCCGCUUUCUAGCCCUAUAAGUAGCAUGAAAUCACCGAUUUCUAGUCCUCCCAGUCAUUGCAGCGUGAAAUCUCCCGUCUCGAGUCCCAAUAAUAUCACUAUGCGAUCUUCUGUGUCCAGUCCCGCCAACCUGAACUCGAGGAGCUCCAUUGCCAGCCCUUCCAAUGCCAAUAAUAGGUCCACUCGUUCUAGUCCAGCGGUUAGCACUGUGGGAUCCAUCUGUAGCCCUGUAAACAACUCCCUAGGAUUCCUGGCUUCCGGCACGUCGGCGGGACCUAGCAGAAGCCAAGAUACCGUUCCCAGUCCAGAAACAAAAGACAAGGGUGCUCAAGAACUCACGUUUCCUAAGAUGGAGGAAAUGGAGAACGCCAUCUCCAACAGCAGUCAGAUGAACCUCGUUCAGUUCAUAAAACCCGAGCCAGACGGUUCAUUCGGCAGCGCGUGCAUUGGCGACAGCAGCAAAAUAAAUUCCGAUUCCCCCUUUUCAGUACCAGUGAAGCAAGAGUCGGCCAAGCAUCCUUGUUCUGGUGCCUCUUUUAAAGGGAAUCAAACAGUAAAUCCUUUCCCAUUUACAGAUGGCUCGUAUUUUUCUUUUAUGGAUGACAAAGACUAUUACUCUCUUUCUGGGAUCUUAGGACCACCUGUUUCUUCGUUUGAUGGAAGUUGUGAAGGUAGCGGUUUUCCAAAUCCAGGCCUACCUGUGGGAAUUAAGCAGGAGCCUGACGAUGGCAGCUAUUACCAAGAAAACAGUAUACCAUCCUCUGCCAUAGUGGGUGUAAAUUCAGGUGGACAGUCGUUUCACUACAGGAUCGGUGCCCAAGGCACGAUAUCUUUGUCGCGGCCGGUUGCUCGAGAGCAGGCAUUUCAGCACUUGAGCUCGUUCCCUCCCGUCAGCACGCUAGUGGAGACCUGGAAGUCGCAUUCGGAGUUGGCAUCCAGAAGAAGUGAUGGGUAUCCAGUUCUAGAGUACAUUCCAGAAAACGUGUCCAGCUCUUCAUUGAGAAGUGUAUCAACUGGAUCUUCAAGACCUUCCAAAGUGUGUUUGGUGUGUGGAGAUGAGGCAUCUGGAUGUCAUUAUGGGGUAGUUACAUGUGGCAGCUGUAAAGUUUUCUUCAAGAGAGCAGUAGAAGGACAGCACAAUUACCUGUGUGCGGGAAGGAAUGACUGCAUAAUUGAUAAGAUUCGGAGGAAGAACUGCCCAGCCUGUCGAUUACAGAAAUGUCUCCAAGCUGGAAUGAAUUUAGGAGCCCGGAAGUCCAAAAAGUUGGGGAAAUUGAAAGGGAUGCACGAGGAGCAGCCACAGCAGCGGCAGCAGCCACCGCCCCAGAGCCCUGAGGAAGGGACGACGUACAUCGCACCCGUGACUGAGCCUUCCGUAAACACAGCACUUGUCCCCCACAUGUCCACUAUCUCACCAGCACUUACUCCCUCUCCUGUUAAGAUCCUUGAAAGCAUUGAACCAGAGAUUGUGUACGCAGGAUACGACAGUUCGAAGCCAGACACAGCAGAGUACCUGCUUUCCACCUUAAACCGCCUGGCUGGCAAACAGAUGAUUCAGGUGGUGAAGUGGGCAAAGAUACUUCCAGGAUUUAGAAACUUGCCUCUUGAGGACCAAAUUACUUUAAUUCAGUAUUCAUGGAUGUGUCUGUCAUCAUUUGCCUUGAGUUGGAGAUCAUACAAACAUACAAACAGCCAGUUCCUCUAUUUUGCUCCAGACCUGAUCUUCGAUGAGGAACGGAUGCGCCAGUCUGCUAUGUUUGAACUGUGCCAGGGGAUGCACCAGAUCAGUCUGCAGUUUGUUCGCUUGCAGCUUAGCUUUGAGGAGUACACUAUAAUGAAAGUUUUGCUGCUGUUAAGCACAGUUCCCAAGGAUGGUCUCAAAAGCCAAGCUGCAUUUGAAGAAAUGAGGGCAAAUUACAUUAAAGAACUAAAGAAGAUGGUAACUAAAUGUCCAAGUAACUCUGGGCAAAGCUGGCAGAGAUUCUACCAACUGACUAAACUUCUUGACUCCAUGCAUGAUCUUGUUAGUGACUUAUUGGAAUUCUGUUUCUACACCUUCCGAGAGUCUCAGGCACUGAAAGUAGAGUUUCCAGCCAUGCUGGUGGAAAUCAUCAGUGACCAGCUACCAAAGGUGGAAUCUGGGAAUGCCAAGCCCCUGUACUUUCACAGGAAGUGAUAGAAAAUGUCUUAAAUGGAAGAACUUUGCCUUAAGUUUCCCUGUGUUAUUCCACACCCAUGAAGGACCCAAGAAACCAUAUUUUAAACAUGCUAUUUACACUUGUUCAGCAGUCUCUGAAUAGUCUAAAAUCACAUGAAGGGUUUGGGGAAUGGAAAGCACUUGACUUGGAUUUGGCAAGACCUAGAUGUUUGGAAAUUACCCCAUAACCCUAAAACACUUAGAAAAUGUUCCUGUUCCUCUGGAUGAAAAGCCAUAUCUAGUCAAUAACUCUUUGAUUUUGAUAUUUUAAAAGAUGGAGUUUUAAAUAUGCCAUGUAGUUUCUGGUAUUGUUUGCUUGUUUUGAAAGGGUUCAAGAAGUAAUGAAAACUUUUUAAAGCUUACCCUUGGUUUGCACAUAAAACGUAAAGUCAAUAUGGGGCAUUAAUAUUCUUUUCUUGUAAAAAAAAAAACAAACAAAACCUAUAUAUAUAUACACACAUAUAUAUACACACACACACACACACACACACAAACCCUAAUAUGUAAAGUAAUAACAGAACAUUUGGUGUGGAAUACUCUGUUAUCCCCACCUGUGGCAUUUGUUAUCCCAUGUUAUCCCAUCAUAGAUGAUAUACACUGUGUUAAGUGUCCAUUUACUAUUUAAUUAAAAAGGAUAAGAUGUGAAAACAAAUGCCCUGGUAUCAAUUUAUAGUAUCUAUUGUGCUGGCUUUACAAAUAAUUUUUUGCAGUCUUUUGCUGUACUGUACAUUGCUGUAUGUAUAAAUUGUGAAGGACCUGAAAUAAGGUGUAAGGAACUUUUGUAAAUGAGACAAAAAAAAAAAUCUUUAAUGGUUAAUAGGAUGAAUGGGAAAGUAUUUUUGAAAGAACUCUAUUUUGCUGGAGACUAUUUAAGUACUAUCUUUGUCUAAACAAACAAGGUAAUUUUUUUGUAAAGUGAAAUGUUCUGCAUGCAUAAUGAACCGUUUACAGUGUAUUUAAGAAAGGGAAAGCUGUGCCUUUUUUAGCAUCAUAUCUAAUUUACCAUCCUACAGUAUCUGUUGUAAAUAACCACACUUAACCUUUUCAGUUGUAUUUAAGCCUUUCUAUUUUUCCUCUAUAUUUUUCUCCCUUUUGUCUCGCUUGCAAGCGUACGUGACUUGAGCACAUCUUGGAAACCCUGCUUCAUAUUUCUGUAGGAAACUACACUAUGUUGUGUUUGCCACUUUACGAAGGUUUCAUUUAACAAGACAAAUUACAGUCUCUCCAAAGCUUAUGCCAGCUUAAUGAUAGAGUGAGUUCUUGCCCUCUAUUCCCUUCCUCUCUCAGGGGAACAGGGGUGCAUAAGAUGUUGAAUGAUUUUUCUUUUUUUAUUAAGGUUUUCCCAGAUUGUUUGUUCUUCCUUUGAAUACUGGAUACAUAAAACAUCGUAAAAGGUCAGAUUAUUAUUUCAGCUGAGGGAGAGCGAUUUCUGAUUAUGAUGAAGGGAACAUGCAGAUCAUUACAGUAGGUACAUCGAACAGACUCGUACUGGUGAGAGGGAUGGUGAGGUACUGAUAGGGCAGAUUAGCUGAGUAGAAUUUUUAGUGAUAAACUCAAACCGCAUGUAAUUUUGUAAGCAUUUUUGUAAUAAUCAGAAUACAUCUGAGAAGACAAAUGUUCGCACUACAAGUUCAACUCAGUUGGUCUGAUUUUGUCUCAAAAAUGUUUUCUCUAGAAUAAGAUUGCAAAGAAAAACUUUUUGAGGUGAUUUUCACUAUUUCACAAUUUAUAAGCAAAUACAAAAUUUUGGAGUAGAAUAGAGGACAGGUGAACUUUUCUGAGGCUCAACUGUUGCUACCAUACGCUCAUGUUUAAAUAGAAUAGUUUUUCAGAGUCCUGAUCUAUAGUGUUCUCUCUGGGUGCCACUGGUAUUUUUGAGCUCUAGAGUUUGUCCCUUGGGCCGGUCAGAAUGUAGCAUUUCUUUUAAAUGGUGGUUGAAUUAAGAAUUCUACACCCUUUCUGAGUCCAAAUUUUGAGGUGCGCUUUGGUGCACUGAAGACAGUCAGUGCUACUUGUCUUUUUAAAUGACACCUGCCUUAUGCAAUGGGUAAUCUGUAAAGACUGUAUUCAGAGAGGUUUUUUAUAUAUAAAUAUAUACAUACAUAUAUUAUUUGCAUUUUGGAAGUCUAAUUCAUAGGCAGAUCUCUAAAUACUGACCUGCACAGCAAUAUGAAAGCCAAACUUCCAAUGUGAGACACACAGCAUGCAGACUGGUUGUUUACAGUAAAGACACAGUCAUACAUCCAUCUUUUCAUUUACAUUUUUUUUUAAAGCCUAAAAUAGAAAAUUUCAAAGCCAGGUUCUGGGUGAAUACAGUCUGCAGCAGCUUUUUAUAUUAACAAAGUUACUGCCUCCUUUUCUGUCUCAGAGUAACUUUGCUUGAUUAAAAUAGCAAAGCCAUAUUCUACACUUCACUGUUAAAUGCCUGUCCCAGUCCAAAUUGUUGUCUGUUUGCUCCUAUUUUUGUACCUUAUUACUUUUAAUCUUGGUUUGGUACAAUUCAUAAUUCACAGAAACUUCAUAUAAUUAAACACACUAAAUUAGUUUUAAAAAGCAAUUUAUAUCUUUAUGCAAAAACGUAUGUCUGUCUUUGCAAACAACUGUAAGCAGAUUAUAAUAAAUCCUUUACUUUAAUCACCUGUUGUUUAUGAAACCAUUCAUUGAUUAUUAUUUUUUGCUAGAGAUCAUUGAAGUAAUAGAUACAAUUGGAUAUAGAUGUUGUAAGAGGCAGUAUUCUCUUAUCAAGGACACUUAAGCAGAAUAGCCAUCACUUUUUUAAUCUAAACCUGUGUACAGCAAAAAAAAAAAAACAACCAACCAAACAACCCUAGUUUUUAGCUACUGGGCAGUUACGUUCUUUUGAAUUUGUUUAGAAUGAAAUAGGCAUUUGUCUCCUGCAAAAUACAAGACAAACUACAACACCUUUUAGAAGUGGGCUUUUGUUCAUUGAGCUAAAUUAUUUUGUUCUAAGAAGGAUCGGGGAUAUACAGCAAGAGCAUUGUAUACACAGUUAAAAAUGUAAAAUAGUGUUCAUGUACUGCAGUGGGUAUUUCAGGAAUACUACACAUCAUGCAACUGAGCAGUUGCACAAAAUAAAAUAGAAAAGACUAAAGUUUGCAAUAUCAAAAUCUUAUUAAAAAGAUACUUUACAAUCAAUAAUGCAAAAAGCUAAUUCACAGGGUGGUGUUUUUCACUGACUUGUUUAAACAUUUAUGAAAUUAAACAAUUCUACAGUUAAUGCACUUUUAAUUGUUUAUUAAAGAUUUGACUUUUUCUUUUUUUAGAGCAAUGUUUUCAGCUGGAGGUCAAUGACUUGAUAAGAUAGACAGCAGUUCUGAGGCCAGGAAGCUCAGAGGAAUGUUUAAGAAUUCUUGGAGUUUAAAUAGAUUCCUGGAUGAAAAAUAAAAGCAGCCAGCAGUAUGGUGUAAACAGUAAAAUCUAUGCAUAAUGAUGCAUUUAUAAUUAGGGGUUUGCUUCUGUAUGUUUAAAGCUUUUUAAAUAAAUAGAAAAUAUUGUUUGGUCUUUAUGUUAAUGUCUGAAAGUACCUAUUUUUCUUUUUUUCUUUUUUUAAUACAAAUUGUACAAAUAUACAUGAAUUAAACUGGUUUGAUUGCAAGUAUUUCUUGCAUUUUAAUCUCAGAUAGGUGCUGGGGCAGCGAUAUCCUUAGAGACAAGCUUCCGUGCAUCUAGAAACAAUAUUAAACAACAUAAAGUAACUAACACUGUGAAAGAACAUCUGUCUUCAUACAUCUAGAGAUUUGGUUUUACCAACCUCUAUUAAUUUGGGUGACGCAGCACAUAGAGCAGCUUCAGCCAGAGAGCAGCUACUCAUUCUGUAGAAUGAGGAAUCCCAAGCCAAGAGGAAUUUGGUUCACCUAACCUGGAUAACUCUGCUUGGCAGAUGACGUGCUGACACUGUUAGAGGCACAAGCUACGUCCCACACCAAGAAACAAACUCAGCAACCUUCAACAGCCAGACAAGUCUGGCUUCCAGUUUCAGUUAACCCAGAGCUGCUGUACCCAUUGACCGAGGUCAGAAUUUCUCUCAUGGAAACACGGAUUCACUAUUUUAUAUACACAAGGUCUCCCCAGUGACUAAAUCAAACUGCCUUCUCAGCGUCAGGUCUUGUCCAAUUAUGAUUAUAGUAAGAUAGUUAGAAGGGGAAACACAACUCUUGCUAUCCUGGUUUGUUCUGUGCACUGUCUAUCUCAAAAACUCACCAUUCUGCACAAAGCUAGGUCCAUGGUGUGGCACCACCAUUUAAUUGCAUUUUGUUUCUUUAAUAACAAGUUACACAAACUUUUUAUUGCCAAAAAUCCUCGCACCUGCCUUCUGUUUGCUGAAUUGUCAGAAGGAAAGAAUAGUAGAGAAUCAGCAGUGUUAAGAAAAAUUUCCCAUAUGUUUACAAGCAGAUGUAUCUGUCAUAUGCUGUUCUAGAAAUAAGAAAAUGCUAUCACUACUUAAAAACACAACAAAACUUGUAAUCUGACCUCAAGCUGGGACGCUGCUUUCUUUCAGGUAUCUACAGAGACUGGGAGUUUGAGGAGUACAAUAUUACUAAGAUAGAAAGGAGUGAUAAAAUGCCCUUUCAUUUCAAAGACUUCACUAGGUAAAACAUGCCAUAAGGUUUUUAAAAAAAGAACGCUUUACUUGUAGAUGUUGGUAGGGUGAAGUUUAUUUGCUGCUUACCUGUGGUUACUGCAAGCACAGAUGAGGUCACACUGUUGAACUCUGCUGUAGAAAACUAUGUCCAAGGCACAUUCAGCUUAAAAGGUGACGCUCCAGUGAAGACUUCCAGUUAGCCUGCGUUUAGCACUGGUGCAUUUACAGCCUGCAUAAGCCCUCUGUCAGCAACGGAUGGACUUUCCUCUUUAAAUUGCAAACCAGGUAAGAACUGUGAAAUGGGUUAAGAGAGAGAAAACGCGGAACAGAGCAUGGAGAAAGGCAAGUUUCUGCCAGUCUCUUUUCCAUGAUACAAUUACAGAGCCUGAGCUAGCAAAAGCUGUAAGCAAUGCAGCAGGAACACUUCUUUUCAUCACAGGGCAGAUAAGUUAGCCAAUGAAAUUUUUCUUUCACUCCUGAUGCAAGACUGGGCAUCAGAAGGAAACCUGCCAUGAAGAUCAGCUAGGACAAUGAUUAACAACAUUCAGCAGCCUGAAAAACCCUGGGGUUUUUCACCCAGCAGAGUGAAAAUGCUGCCCAGUCAAGGCGCAGAACUGCGCACUGUCCAGUGACUAACACAGACUGUAAAUUCCUACUGAUCCCAGCUAGUCAGAGCCUCAGCUUUUCCAUUAAUUAUUCAGCAAACACACAUUUGACCUUAAUCCCCAGGCUAGGGGAUUCAAUCUCUGGCCCCACAGCAAUGGCCAGGCAAAUGCCAUUUUGCAUAACACACACAAAAUGGGUUUUUUCCCUAAUUCACCCUCUCUGAUUUUUCAGCCCAUGUCAUGAAUUCACUACCAGGAGUCUCAGCUUUUAAAAACUGACAAGUAGGUGCCCCUGUGCACAGUAACCAGUGCGUGGGAAGGGAGGGGGAACCCAACCUGAGGACUGAGCUGAAUCUGUCGCCCACAGCUGUGACACAAGAGCAGUUCCCCUGGAGAGGACAGAGCCCAGCCAGGCCCAUGGAGAACAACCACUCCUGCUGCCAGGCCACAAGAGAACAGCCCUGUGACCAACUUUCUCCACAACUGAUUCCCUGUCCUCCUUCCCCCCUCAAGUUAACAGUGCAUCACCCUGCGCAAAUCUACCAAACCACAGAAAAGGGGGCCGACUUUCUUUUGUGAUUUUUAAUUUUUAGCAUCCUUUAAUCUCUACUUCCAAAGUCCGUACGAGGGCAUUGUUUACAGCACUGUUCAGCAGUGAGGAUGGAGAACGAGAUGUGCCAUGGCUACUUGGCUGUGCAAGUCUGUACUCGGCGUUAGUAUCACCAGGCUGAUGUGGAAACCUGUAUGGUGGGCAGCAGUUACCACAACUACAUUCCUAAGAGGCAGUGUGGUUAGCCUGAAAGCCGGAUCUGAUCUGGCUCAGCUCACAUCACUGCCUUUAGACAAUGUCUAGGAUGUGAGAAAGUUUAGAUUAGUAUUACCUCUGCUCAGUGUAUCGUUUCUCAGUAGAAAAGUUUUCAUCUUGUUUGGGUUCUGCGUGGCUCCAGAAGUAACAGGAGUCUCAAAACAUCUCACCCAAAGGCAAACAGGGUCACAGGACUGGAUGGAAGAGACACUAAGUCUUUCAUUCCUUCUCAAUAUAUCUGCCUUUUUAAACCACCUCAGUUAAAAGAAAAAACAACAACAACAAAAAAAAAAACCAAAAUCACGAAACAAAAAAACCCACCACAGAGUUAGAACUGAGAAACACAUAGAGAAUUUUGGAAGACAGCAGCCAGAACAAGAUCAAACAUGAACUGCACAUUUAAAACAACAAAUGGAAGCGACUUACAAAGCUUGUAAGCUUCAAGUUAUCACAGCUUCGCUAUCUGACAUGCCAGCAUACCUGGCUGCCACACCUACUAGGCUAAUACCAAAGAUUUACAUUCUCCCUCUUCCUUCAACAUUUUCUACCAACUGGUAGCUAUGAAAACUGAGUCCAGCCACACAAACGCCAUGCUGUCUCCAGAAUGACUCCUAAGGCCACAAAUGAGUUCACAGAGCUGUGGGUGAUGCGAUACCCAGCCAGAACAGUGCUUUGCCAUGUCAACAAAUCUGAGUAAGGAAAUCCGCAAUCUCUUGCUGUAUGCAGUCGUGCAACUACUUCCUUAAUACUGAGUCAAGGAGCAGAUUAAAGAACUUGAUCUCCGUCACAGAAAUCCAAAAGUCACCUUCAGUGUUUGGGUCACUCAGCCACUAUGCCAAGACAAGAAUUGCCUAAAAGCUGUAUGGCAGAGAGUCACCGCUCAAAUACCACGAGAAUACACCAAAUGAAACUCCUGUGAGCUACGAGGUUUAGUGCUGGAGAGCUGUACUGACUUGGCCCACCAUUGCUCCUUCUGGAAAUGAUUCCUGCGUACUCCAAUGGUCUACACAGUCUGGGCAAAGGAACAAAAUAAUGGUAUAGAGUUAAAUAUUAAGGGGGGAAGAAAAGCCAUCCCAUACUUCAGGCAGCAUUAACCAUUAACUGGUUUACUAAUCACAUUAGUUAGAAAAACUUGCAAGCAAAGUGUAUCUGCAGUAAAUGACUCAAAAUCCACGGAGUUCAAAGUAACAAAUAGGUGAGCCUGUAUUAGCAUGUCACCCUGUCACAUUUUCCUCCAUCCUCUCCACUGCCUCCCAGAGGAUCUGACUUGAGG